This is a messenger RNA of Oppia nitens, 2791 nucleotides long. Its product is annotated as glycerol-3-phosphate dehydrogenase, mitochondrial-like. The transcript has 6 exons. Gene Ontology annotation, cellular component: glycerol-3-phosphate dehydrogenase (FAD) complex; mitochondrion. Gene Ontology annotation, biological process: glycerol-3-phosphate metabolic process. The record is from RefSeq and is a predicted model, not a curated record. Lineage: Eukaryota; Metazoa; Arthropoda; Arachnida; Sarcoptiformes; Oppiidae. Gene Ontology annotation, molecular function: glycerol-3-phosphate dehydrogenase (quinone) activity; calcium ion binding. The coding region runs from base 136 to 2316 and encodes 726 amino acids.
UUACUGUUGACUGUUAUGUUAGUCAAUCAGUCAUUUGUUUAAAACAACAGUUUUGUCUAUUUUUGCGGUGAUUUGUUGGACAGUUGACCCAUUGGUCAUCAUUUUCUUGUGACAAGUGAUUAAACAUUAAAAUCGAUGGCCUCUUCUCGAAUCAGUCGCCGCUACGGUCGGUACGCUCUGCUGGUGGCCGGCGCCGGCCUAUCGACGUACGCCGUGUUUCGGCUGAUUGACCAGAAAAAAGAGAGAUACUUAGUAUCGGCCUCAUCACCACCACAGACAUUAGCACAACAACAACUAAAACAAUUGUCCAGCAAAGGACUACCAUCAAGAGUUGAUCAACUAAACAGUCUUAAAUCGGGCAAAGAAUUUGAUGUAUUGGUUGUUGGCGGCGGUGCCACGGGUUGUGGUGUUGCUUUGGAUGCUAUCACAAGAGGUUUAUCGACGGCAUUGGUCGAGUUGGAUGACUUUUCGUCGGGCACUUCCAGCCGUAGCACAAAACUAAUCCACGGAGGCGUACGCUAUCUGCAAAAGGCUAUCCUCAAGUUAGAUAUGGAACAGUAUAAGAUGGUCAAAGAGGCGCUUCAAGAAAGAGCAAACCUCUUGGAGAUUGCACCUCAUCUGUCAUAUCCGUUGCCAAUUAUGUUACCGGUGUAUCACUACUGGCAGAUCCCAUAUUUUUGGGUCGGCAUUAAAAUGUAUGAUUUGGUUGCCGGCACUAAAAAUGUAAAAAAAUCGUAUUAUCUCUCAAAGAAGGACGCAAUGGAAUUGUUUCCGAUGUUAAAGAGUGAUUCAUUGGUCGGAGCGAUUGUCUACUACGAUGGUCAACAUAACGACGCCCGUAUGAAUCUAUCCAUUGCAUUGACUGCCGCCCGAUAUGGAGCUACUAUUGCCAAUCAUGUGGCAGUUACUAAACUAAACAAAGAUUCUGGUGGCAAGUUGAUUGGCGCCAGACUACAGGAUCAGUUAACUAAACAGGAAUGGGAUGUUAAGGCCAAAGUUAUAGUCAAUGCCACGGGACCGUUCACUGAUAGUAUCCGAUUGAUGGACAAUCAGGAAACUAGGAAAAUAUGUCAGCCCAGUUCCGGUGUCCAUAUUGUAUUACCCGGUUAUUAUUCCCCGGAAAGUAUGGGUCUGUUAGAUCCAUCUACCAGUGAUGGACGAGUCAUAUUUUUUCUGCCGUGGGAAAAGUGGACAAUUGCCGGCACCACAGACAAAGUGUGCGAAGUGACUCAUAAUCCAGCGCCUACUGAAUCCGAUAUUCAAUUCAUAUUGAGUGAGAUUCGACAUUAUCUCAGUCCCGAUAUCAAUGUUCGUCGUGGAGAUGUUAUGUCCGCGUGGGCUGGUAUUCGGCCACUAGUUUUGGAUCCAAGCAAACCUAACACCGAAUCUAUUGCACGAAAUCACAUCAUUGAUUUGAGUCCUAGUGGUCUCGUAACAGUAGCCGGCGGCAAAUGGACUACUUAUCGAGUGAUGGCACAGGAAGCGAUUGAUGCGGCCGUUAAAGACAAUCCGGACAAAAUAGGUCACGCAACUGAAUGCAAGACAUUGGGUUUAACUCUCGAAGGCGGACACAAAUGGACGCCCACACUGUACAUACAUUUAGUGCAGGAUUUCGGUUUGGAGCCCGAAGUGGCCCACCAUUUGGCUAACACUUACGGCGACAAAGCGUUUGCCGUCGCAAAGUUAGCCGAAUUGACCGGAAGACGGUGGCCAGUGGCCGGACGGCGACUGCACGUAGAAUUCCCAUAUAUUGAGGCCGAAAUUAGAUUUGCCGUCAGAGAGUACGCCUGUACUGCUGUCGACGUAAUCGCACGGCGUUUGCGAUUGGCUUUCCUCAACACACAGGCAGCUGAGGAAACAUUACCGAGAAUUGUCGACAUUUUGGCUGAAGAACUUAAAUGGAGUAAAUCAGAAAAAGAGAUCCAAUUAAACAAAGCAAAAGACUUUUUGCGCAAAGAAAUGGGACAACAGGUGGACAAAGAACUCAGAGAUGUUUUACCGAUUUCACUAACAAAGGAUGAAAUCAAUAAAUAUAGCAAACAAUUCCAUUCACUCGAUAGGGAUAGGAAGGGAUACAUCGGUAUUAAUGAUUUGAGAAGAUCUAUGAAAGCACAGGGAGUUAAGAUAAGUGAGGAUGAACUCCAUCAGAUGCUGAGCGAAGUGGACAUCAAUAAGAAUGGACAGGUAGAGUUGGGCGAGUAUCUGGAACUCAUGAGCGCUAUCAAGACUGGAACCAUAGCGCACAGCAGGUUCUCGAAAGCCGCUGAGUUUGAGUACAAUAAAAUAUCAGUGGAUCGCGCGGGAGGGGGUCUAUAAAAUUUAGGGGAACUCCAAAAAUCUCUGUUCUCACCAUAUGUUAGAUCAUUUAUAGUCAUCAUAAACAACAGUAACAGAUCAUACCAUUUCUGUUGAUGUAUUUAUAUCUUAAAUCCUUACCUUUUCCUUACAUCCAGUUUUUAAAAGUGUUUGUUUUAUGCAUUUAUUAGCUAUAUAUAUGGUAACCGUUGUUUUAUGACAUCUACGGUAAUGUUGAAUUGUUGUAAAAUUUCAAUUAUUGUUUGGUCACAUAUCUCAAUAUAUUAAUUAAAUAUACUAUAAAUUACCGGUAAUAUAAUGGUUAUAAUUAUACAAUUAACUAGUCAUACAAACUAGACAUUUAUUAUUUGUUUUUUAAAUUACCGUAUCUAUCGGUACUUCACUAAUUAUCUGACAAUAAUUAUUAGAUGUUUUAAUAAAACUAUUGUUUUAAUUGUUUCAACUUUGGUGACAAUUACUGUAUAUCACCUACUUA